Messenger RNA from Pleuronectes platessa (European plaice), 4869 nucleotides. It is a transcript of the gene sack1c, whose product is annotated as family with sequence similarity 83 member C. NCBI's taxonomy places the organism in Eukaryota, Metazoa, Chordata, Actinopteri, Pleuronectiformes, Pleuronectidae. The transcript is spliced from 5 exons. The record is from RefSeq and is a predicted model, not a curated record. Bases 244 to 2004 code for a protein of 586 amino acids.
ACACACACACGCACGCACACACACACUGUGUGGAAUUAGAGAAGUUGGGACCAUUGCUGUCCCUCGGAGCUUCCGCUGCAGUUGCCCCGGACUCUGAGCUCCUCUCCCGGGACCAGGACCCAGACCCUCCGCUGACCGUCGGGCUGAUAUCUGAAUCCCUCCUCAGGUCGAGUCCCGCUCGGACCCGCGCUUCCUCGGGUCGAACCCUCGGGAUGUCCUGUUAGAACCCGCGACGGAAGCACCAUGAUGAGCUCGGAGGCGCUCCGGCCCAGCUCCGGCGGCAGGAAGCCGCUGGGGAAGCUGGCGUCCCGGCUGGAGGAGGUGAAGAACCCGUGGCGGCAGGUGUCCUCCUCGCUGGAGCUCAGCCACAACGAGGCGGCCCGCCUGGCCACGGACGCGCUGCUGGAGCUCGGGGAGAAGGAGUACCGCCGGGUGCUGACCGAGGAGCGGGAGCUCGGCUUCCUCUCCCCGCAGGAGAUCCGCUACAUCGGGCAGCACACGGCCAAGACCUGCGGCCCGGACACCCACGGCUCCAACGAGCGGGACUUCGGGGACGCGGACGUGGUGUCCCAGCUCACCUCCGGGACCUACUUCCCCAUGAUGUCCGACGAGGAGCCCCCGAUGCUGGAGCUCGGCUGGCCCGAAUCCCCGGCGAGGUUCGGCCCGUCGGAGACUCACAUCUACUUCCAGAGGGACAAGUCCCACAACAUGAAGGACCUGGUCCGGUCCCUGAUCCACAAGGCCAAGAAGGUGAUAGCCGUGGUCAUGGACGUGUUUACGGACGUUGACCUUCUCUGUGACCUCAUGGAGGCGUCCAACAAACGCAAGGUCCCCGUCUACAUCCUGCUGGACGAGAAGAAGCUCGGCUACUUCACGGACAUGUGCUCGGCGCUGGACAUCCAGAACUCUCACCUGAGUAACAUGCGUGUCCGCAGUGUGUGCGGAGACACUUACUGCACCAAGAGUGGCAAGAAGUUCUCCGGUCAGGUCCUGGAGAAGUUCAUGAUCAUUGACUGUGAAGAGGUCAUCGCAGGGUCCUACAGUUUCACCUGGCUGUCGGCUCAGGUGCACAGCAACAUGGUGAUGCACUUCUCAGGGCGCAUCGCCGACAGCUUCGACCGGGAGUUCCGCUGCCUGUACGCAGACUCGCAGAUCGUCGACUGCUUCUACAACCCAGAGGACGAGGGGAUGCCCUACUACCCGUCCUACCAGGCCAUGAUGGCCCCCGGCCUGGGGCCCGGCCCGGUCAUGGGGCUGGAUCUAACCGCUGACAGGCAGAGGGACAGAGUGUGUUCUGAACACUCCAGCAGCCAAUCCAGUAACAGUGUCUCCAGUGUGAAGGUGGCGCCUGGAAUGACCAACGCCUCCUAUAAGGUCACUCAAGGUCACGACAAGAAGGAGACCAACAGCAACUCUCGCCUCAGCCCUGAGAGGAGGGGAGGGGGUGGGGGGGGAGACCAGGCACAUGUCCUGCCACCAGGACCGCGGGUGUCUGCUAACGGAGCGGCCAAUCACAUCCCAGUUCCUGAGCGACCCUCGCCGACCUUUGGGCAGCCAAUGGGCAUCGAGUGGAACAAGCCCAGUGCGGUGGACGUCAUGAGGUCGAACAUCAGCGGCACUUCCUCCAAGCUCCAGGCCCUGGGUCUGUACGACCACAAACCCAGCAUGUUCCACGGCCCCCCCACCUCAGGCCUGACCCCCAGGACCCAGACCCCGUCCCCGGUCAACGACAGCAAACCCACCCUCAAGCAGAGAGCCCUCAACAAACUGUGGAGGUCCCCGUCCCCUCACAGCUCGUCGCCCUGGGGGGGGCCGGACCUCUCUCCACCGGAGCCUGAGAGCCAGCAGAGCCCGCCUCCCCCCCCCUCUCCAGAGGCUCUGAUGAGCCGGCAGGACCAGAAGCGCAUGACGCUGGGCCACAGCAAACUGGACCUGGUGAACCAUUACAACCAGAUGAAGUCCAAGCAGGUGUACAGCCGCUUCGAGCUCAAGAGCUCCAACUGAAGCGAGAGGCCGUCCAGAUGUUGAACGUUCUCCUCCUCUGACCUCUGACCUCUGACCUCUGGAGUCUGGUCACGUCACCACCAGGACAAACGUCUCCGUGGACGUGUUUUUGAAUUAUGUCAGUUUCUCUUCUGCUUCCACAGUUCUGAUGAUGCCUGGUGGAAAUCAAGCCAUUACAGAGUUUCACCUGAUUCCUGUCGUGACGACAAGUACAGAAGUGAUGAGACUCACAAAACACACAAAUACCACACAUGACAUAUCGAGGUCCUGUUGAUACACUCUCAUCCAAUCAGGAGUCCGUCUCAGCUGUCAAUCAUUCAAUCAGGAGUCAGUGUCAGCUGUCAAUCAUUCAAUCAGGAGUCAGUGUCAGCUGUCAGUCAUGUCUUCUCAGCCGGUUUUUAUAUCAUUAAAUAACUAAAUAAAACCAAACUGAGCAGAAACUUGAACAAACUGAAAUGAGAGAAACAUCUUUGAUGUUCGUCUACUUUGAUUUUUUUAGUUUGGUCUCAUCUGCUAACAUGGAGGAGGUGGGGUUUAUGACAUAUACUGCAGUCAGCCACCAGGGGGCGAUUAAGAUGAUUUGGCUUCACUUCAUAAAACCAAUUUGUAAAAAAUCUAUUAACGAAUUAAUUUUAAACAGUGAAUGUUACAUGUGGAGAGAUUAUAACCGACAAGAAGAAGAUUCAGAAAGAAACAAAUAAAUUAAAAUGUGAAAAGAAACCUCAGGCCCUUAGAGACGCUAACUCUUUACGUACGAAAAGAAAAGUCUGAUUCAAACUUCUCUGCUCACAUACUGUGGCCGUUAUGUUCGAAUGGUUCUUAAGCAGUUCCUCCACUAGAGGGCAGCGCAGAGUAAACAGUUUUAUAAGAACAACAAACCUUGCGACAGUGAUUGAGAGUUUGUCCUUGAAACGAGGAAUAAUGAAGUAGCUUCACAUACGAUCAGUUUCUUACCAACUCACAAAAUCAUAAAGUUCAAAUGUUACUGACGUUUCUUCCUCGUGUGGUCGUCAUACUUCAGAAAUCUCAAACUUCUGAUAAAACUGUGUUAAAAGUUUGAGUUUUUUUGCUUUGGGCGCGAAAAAGAAACGUUUAAAGAGCAGAUUUGCGAAGCAGCUUUUUCCUCGACAGACGGUCGAUCUCAGAACGAACUUAACGUGUAAACCAGUUGAUUUCCAGUCUUUAAUAUCGUAACACACAGAAACCGAAGGAGGAUUAAACAGAUUAUGAAGAAUUGGACACUUUUCUAUCUUCUUAUUCUAAAGGUUUAAUAUUCCUGUAUCAUUUUGUAAUAAUAACAUGUGCCUUCAUCUUCCUGCCUUAAGGUUUACAAUCAUUUUAAUAACUGUAAUAUCUUCAGUGACUUAUAAUAGCUGCCAAUUAGGAUUUAAUUAACAGUCUGUUAAUUAAGGUUCAAUUAACAGAUGCAGACAAGGAACAAACAAUAUUCUUCCUGCUGCAUCUUGAGCUGUAAUCAUGUGACCUGAAGCUCUUCGGUGCAUUUUGACGCUACACAAGUGGAAUAAGUUGUUUCCUGCAGAUGAGAUAAAAAGUUUGUGUAAAAGAAUCUUCAUGUUCACAAGGUGCAGGAUUCAUGAAACAAAAUAUUAAUUAUGAUGUAACCUGUAUCCACAUGACAACGUUUAAAACACAAAUUAAAACUGAGAAGCUUGAACUCUGUAUAUAGAAGAUCCAGCUGUUUACAUGUUUACACAACCCAAAGCUUCCUGUUUGCUCGGGCGCUCACAGGCUCAGUGUAGGUGAUCGGUCACGUGUGUUUUCAGCGUGUUCGUAUGGACGGAGAUGAAAACUGACACGGAACCAAAACGCUCGUGGACUGAGAUGGUUUUAAUGAAGUCGUCUGGACGUAGCCUCGGAGUCAUCGGGUUAGUCGUCACCCGAGACUGAACUUUCCACCAAGGCCACCAUGUUUCUACGGUAGCCCAGAACGGACACACCAGAAACACUGGUUCUUAAGAAGGCGUUUCAUGGUUUACGUUUAGAGACGUAACGUGAACCCAGUCUGUGAAGCAACGUCUGUGAGAACUCGCAGACUGGAGGAAAAAACUAACGAUUUCUGGCUGCGAUUCCACAGACUUGGGAAACUUAAGCGUGAUUAAAUGCUAACAUGGAAGUGGACUGUCGGUGCCGUCAACUGGUUGCGAUUGUUGUGCACUGAAAAACGUGAUCGACAUUGAAUCAGUCGAAGUCGUUGAGCUUAUCAUCGAGUGUCGGCCGCAGUCACCUGACAGCUGCUGUAGAUUCUACAGCAGCUGGAAGGGAAGGGCUGUUCAGGUGGUUGCAAUAUGAACCUUCACCACUAGAGGCCACUCAAUCCUACACAUUGUACUUUUGAUAUUCGUUUCUUUAUUACAGAGGAUUGGCUCCUCGUGCUGUACAUUUUUAACACUAAAUAUGUUUUUCUAAAUGUGUAGAUUUGUAUAUAGACUCUAUAUAACCCAGGUUUGUACUAUUUGUAUUAAUUACUUGGUUUUAGAUGUUUUUCUGGCUCAAUUCCAAAUAAUUCUCAGCAAUACAGGAUCCAGACUUGAGCCGUCGUCACCGGGGCAACGCCGAUGACAGUGAUCAUAAUUUUGGUAUUUUUUCGUUCUCGUGUGUGAUUUUGUUUACUGCUUAUUUCAGUUGGAAGCUUUUUAUCCACUGAAUCAGCCAGACGAUGUAUAAAGUACAUUAUGUUGUGAACAGUCACAUGAACUGACUGUUUGGGUUAUUGUUAAAGAAACACUCCUUUAAACUGUUAUUUGUACUGUUUGUUAUUAACUGCAGAAUGUGAACUCUGUGUUGAUGUUGGUCUUAAUUUGUAAGAAGAACUUUUAAGUAUAUAAUAAAACUUGAAAAGUUGAA